CUUCUUGAUCAAUUAAUUCAUUUCAUCAGUAUUUGAAUCGAUAAGGCCAGUGCUGCAGCAAUGCGUCACUUUAUCUCCAUGGUGUUUUCACUGCUAGUCAUUACUGGGCUGCAGGUGAGCGCUCAGUCUGGAGGAGGACGUCCUGAGCGGAGCGCCAACAGACAUUACAGAUCGGAGCUGACUGUGUUCAAUGGAAGGGUAUGGGGGUCAUGGGGUCACAAGGAAAUGUGUCCAGUGGGAAUGUAUGCCGCAGGCUUUAGUUUAAAGGUGGAAGAUCCUAUUGGUGAUGGGGAUGAUACUGCGCUCAACGGGAUUCGGCUUCACUGUGUUUAUACGGCUAAUGGCGUAGCAAGUUCAUAUACCAACUACGCCACAGUUGGGUCAGAUGUAGGCAGCUGGGGUGUUUGGAGAGAUAUCAAAUGGUGUCCUUCUGGAUUCUUGACUGCUUUUCAGCUGAAAGUUGAAAAGCCUCAAGGAAGCGGUGAUGACACGGCCGCGAACAACAUCCAGUUCAAAUGCAGUUCAGGGUCUUCCCUGCUGGGUGAAGGCACAAAAUGGGGCGAUUGGGGUGGCUGGAGCCAAACAUGUCAGGGAAAAGGAAUUUGUGGUAUCAAGACGCGGGUUGAAAUACCGCAAGGAAGAGGAGACGACACCGCUCUCAAUGACGUGCGCAUGUACUGCUGCAAUUAAGCUGAAGCGAUCGCAAUCAAGCACUCGGAUCUUAGAGCUGUCUGGAGGAUCUCAGUGUAUUUGUGCUGGCUUAUCUGAGU
This is a messenger RNA of Carassius carassius (crucian carp), 770 nucleotides long. Its product is annotated as vitelline membrane outer layer protein 1-like. NCBI's taxonomy places the organism in Eukaryota, Metazoa, Chordata, Actinopteri, Cypriniformes, Cyprinidae. Bases 61 to 690 code for a protein of 209 amino acids. The record is from RefSeq and is a predicted model, not a curated record. The transcript is spliced from 4 exons.